This is a messenger RNA of Entelurus aequoreus (snake pipefish), 934 nucleotides long. Its product is annotated as homeobox protein Hox-D9b-like. Gene Ontology annotation, molecular function: DNA-binding transcription factor activity, RNA polymerase II-specific; RNA polymerase II cis-regulatory region sequence-specific DNA binding. Gene Ontology annotation, cellular component: nucleus. The record is from RefSeq and is a predicted model, not a curated record. Bases 1 to 891 code for a protein of 296 amino acids. NCBI's taxonomy places the organism in Eukaryota, Metazoa, Chordata, Actinopteri, Syngnathiformes, Syngnathidae. Gene Ontology annotation, biological process: regulation of transcription by RNA polymerase II; anterior/posterior pattern specification; embryonic skeletal system morphogenesis. The transcript is spliced from 2 exons.
AUGUCGCUAACAAAUUAUUAUUCCAUGAUGGGGCUGCAGACCGAGGAGGCGUACGGCGCUCAUUUCCUCAGCGCGGGCUUGCAGGCGUCGACGGCCGGCUGCGCGAAGCCGUCCCGCGGCGCGCAGGAGGAGGAGGAGGAGGAGGGGGGCACCCCCGGCUCGCACGUCCCGGAUUUCGCCCAUUUCCCCAACAAGCAGGCGAGCUUGAACGGAUUCUCCCCGUGGACCAGCGCGCCCUCCCCGCCGCUGCAGGCCGCCCCCGGCGCCUCCAUCCCGGGGCUGUUCCAUCCACACCUCCUCGGCCACCACCACCACCACCACCACCACCAGCAGCCCUACUACGCCGAGCACCUCGCCCCGGCCCCGGAGGGCAGGUUCGUCCGCUGCUGGGAAGGCCCCGCGUCCACCUCGGAGGGGAGCUUCCCCGGCUGCCCCUCCGACCCCGGCCCGCGGUUCGAGGCGGUGAAGCCGGAGAGCUCGCCGCCGCUGUCGCGCGGCAGCCCCGGCGGCGACGACUCGGGCGGCUUCGCCAGCCCGGGCGAGGUGGUCCUUGAGCGGCUCGGCACCGCCGAGGAGCUCCGGAGGAAGCCGGAGCCCAAGAAGGAGCAGGAGGAGGAGAGGCGGAAAAGCCAAGCGGCGGACCCGGAGAACCCCUCGGCCAGCUGGAUCCACGCCAAGUCCACGCGCAAGAAGAGGUGUCCCUACACCAAGCACCAGACCCUGGAGCUGGAGAAGGAGUUCCUCUACAACAUGUACCUGACGCGGGACCGCCGCCUGGAGGUGGCCAGACUCUUGAACCUGACCGAGCGCCAGGUGAAAAUCUGGUUCCAGAACAGACGCAUGAAGAUGAAGAAGCUUAUGAUCCGGGAGAGGAGGAGCAUCAACGAAUAGCGGACCUCCGCGGGUCGGGUAUUGCCGGGGGCCACCUUGAGAA